Messenger RNA from Struthio camelus australis, 2148 nucleotides. The record is from RefSeq and is a predicted model, not a curated record. NCBI's taxonomy places the organism in Eukaryota, Metazoa, Chordata, Aves, Struthioniformes, Struthionidae.
AUGGUGACCCCGAAUCCGGCCCGGCCGGUGUCUCUCAGGUUCAAGAAAAUGGGCAGCACGACCUUGCCUCUGGCAAAGCCCAGGUUUCGCCACGUAACCUGUCUGGGCAUGGACCGGCCAGGGGGGGCGCGGGAGCCCCGGACGGAGCGUCUGCAAACAAAGCUAAUGGAGCUGACGACGGAGAAGUGCCGUGAUGCCCGGCAAAUUGAAGAGCUGUUUGCAAAAAAUCACCAAUUAAGGGAACAACAGAAGGUCCUUAAGGAAAAUGUAAAAGUGUUAGAAAACAGGCUGCGAGCGGGUCUCUGUGACAGAUGCAUGGUCACGCAGGAACUGGCAAAAAAGAAGCAGAAUGAAUACGAGACCUCCCAUUUCCAGAGUCUCCAGCACAUCUUCAUCCUCACUAAUGAAAUGAAUCGCCUGAAGGAAGAAAACAAAACUCUCAAGGAAGACCUGAAGAGGCUCCGGAGCCUGGAGGACAGGACAAAGUACCCGGGAGUCAUCUCCAGAGAAAGCUGCUCCACCCCCCAUUCCCCCUUGGCUUUACUGUCCCCAGCAAGCAGAACCCCCAGCACCGACAAAGCAGCUCAGAGAGGGGCAGAAGAGGCACACCACGACAUGCCAGGCCUUGAGCUGGGAGAAGAAAAGUCUGCAGGACAGAGAAGUUCUCCAAGCAGUAGGACUUCCCCAAGCAGUGUGCUCCAAGAAACCAGCCUCACGGAAAUGACAUCCCAGAGGAUCGCCAACCAGCUGCAUGGGACUAUUGCCUUGGUGAGACCUGGCUCGAGACCAUGCCUCCAGGAAAAAAGUCCUCCAGGGGCCACACUGUCCCCACCAGCAAGAAAGACUCCUCUCCCACUGGAGCGUGAGCACAGCCCCAGCCUCGAGGCUUAUGCAACAGCAAGCAAGCCAGACUCUCCCAAGGUUGCUCCAUCCUAUGAAAACCUAAAACUGACUGCCAGGAAAGAGCAGCUCUGCCUCCUCAGCAAGCAUUUUUCCCUGCACCAGCUGGGGCUGGCGAGUACCUGUGCUUCUGCCGACCGGGAUGGCAGCUUCUCCAGCCAUUUCCUCAGGGCCAAAGACGCUGAAGGCAGUGUGAAGUCGUGCGACGACUGGGAAGAUCGCGCAGCCAUUUUCAAACUCCCCGGCGCCGUGGUUUACAUGCGGGAUCAGCAUCUGGAGGGGAAACUCCACUUCCUCAAGCACCGAGAGUGGCUGCAGCACUUCCUCGCUCACCAGCGCCAGCAAGGCCUCCGCGCCAGGGCGGAUGGCGACCCGCAACCCGCUCCCGAGGAGCGGUCCCCGACCCCCUGGCCGAGCGUCACGCCAGGAGGCAAAGAGGAAAGCUCCUUCCUGGAGGACACCGUGGAUGGGAAAGACGACAAAGAGCUUUGGCUAAGCAGGGACGGCUCUGAGCUCAGAGAGAAGGCCGAGGCGGCGAGGGACUACGGCACAGAUGCGCCGCUGGACCUGUCGGACUCGGGUCGCGGCAGGGAGAGGGGCCGGCACAGCUCCCCGGAGCUGCGGGAGGCGGGCCACGGGUGGCCCAGCCCUGGGGAGACCCCCCCUGCUCCAGCAGCCCAGGGCUCCUGCCGACGGCACAGGGCAGAGCGGGACGACUCGCACCUCUCCUACCGCUGCCUCCAAGCUGCCCGAGCUCAGCACAGGGGCCAGCCCGGCGGUGUCAAGGAGGAGGAAGAAGAGGAGGAGCAAGCAGCCGUGCUCUCUUUCUCACGGGCCCACCCCACAAGCAAGUCAACGUCGAGUGACCCUGAGGCCCUUCUGGAGACCAGGAUGAGACUGUCUCUCAAUGCACAGAAGGCAGAACCAGACGAUGAGGAUGUUGAGUCUGGGAAGCAGGACUCUGAUGAGCCCAACACAACGGACAGCGAGGUCACUGUUCCAUAUGAACACAACAUCCCACAAGAAGCCCAAGCUGAAGGAGAAUAUUUUUGCACCAAAGACAGAGCUGAUGCGCUGCUAAAGAAGAGAAAAAGAGCACAGGAUCCCUUGACAAAAGCAGUAUCAAAGAAGUCACUGAGAGGAAGAAAGAAAAUCAAAGCUGAAGAGCGCUCAGCUGGGGCACCGGGGAUCACAAAGAACCUGGAGAACUGCUCCGCUUCCCACCACAACACCUCCGAGGAGAGCUAA